UAUAAUACUGCUUCAAUAAAAAAAAAGAGAUUAUAAGAUAAAAUAGAAGAAACAAGAAGAAAAGAACUUUAUAAGAAACAAGAUGCAUUGCACCCAAGGUGUGGCAAUGGUAUUCGAAGACGCGUUCGUCGUCUUUUCACGUUUUUUGUCGCUCAAGUCGCGGGGUUGCGCACUUUUGGAAACACAUCGACAGCGUGAGACAACUGGCAUCAAGAAACUGUACAACAGCUUCUUCGUGAUGUUCUAAGGGAAAGCUACAAAGUUUUUCUAUGAAAAUAUAAUAAUACUCGCCCACACAUAUCACACCACAUUAAAAGUUUGAAGAGUUUGUCGGGUGAUGCGUUUCCGUUCGCUUCCAAAGGAGUGUCCUAAGACCCGGUGGAAGAAAAAAAUCAAAGAUACUCGAAGUAAUAAACGGAAGUAAAGUAGAAUAUUCGAUGUAAAAGAAAAAAAAUCAAAGUUGUAAGUAACUUUUGAUCGAACGUACAAAGAAAAAGAGAGAAAGGGAGAGAGAGAGAGAGAGAGAGAGAGAGAGAGAGAGAUGCUACUUGGAUUAAUCAGAGCAACUAUAUCAAAAUUCAUCUUUCUGGUCCCCAAUUUAUUUGCAAUAAAUAUCAUUUCGAUAAUAUAAUCGAUUAUGUUGAUUGAAGGAUUAACAACAAGACCAACGGAUUUCUGCAUUUUCUUCCGACUUAUUCUUCUUCUUCUUCUUUCAAUUAAGUUUAAUUAUAGAGGAUAAGCUAGAUAAAAUUUCAAAUCCCCAAUAUAUUAUCACGGUAGCAUUGAUUUAAUAAUCCCUGAGGCCACUUAAUGGAGCUCCAAAUAAUAAUGGAUGGCGGUACGGAAACCCUGAACGAAGCCAUGUGGUUUACCGGCACUCCAUCGCCGUCUUACGAACAAUUAUCAUCGCCUAAUCACAUGAACAGAUGCGAAGGAGGAAUCGUUGCUCAACAAACAUCAGUAGGAUAUAACGAUUCACGGGAUACCACAUUGUGGCAAGAUAAGCAAAACGCGAUCAAAAAUUGUUCAGAUGAGAGUGAUCAAAUAGACUCGAAUAACGUAACACCACGUCGUCACGUGUCAUCGUCUUCCGAGCAAACUAACAAUCGUCCAUCUCAGCAUAACAAUUUAAAACGUCGAGCUGCUGCUGCUGCUACCGAGGAGUCUGCUGCUGUACAGCACGUUACUGAACUCGAUAGGAAACACGCUAGAAGAGACGGAUCUAUUGGAAGCAAUGGUUCAGGUCAAGGUUGGUCCACACAGGUGGAAGAACUUGCAGAACAUCUGGCUGACUUUGAUGGAUCAUUGUCCGCACUUGCUGCCUCAGAUCUGGCUACAGCUGUUGCCUCUUACAACAUGAGCGAAGCUUUACUCGCCUUUCCAUCGGUCUUCAAACAGGAAGCACCGUCACCGGAAAAUCAACACAACAAUUCAAACUUAAAUCACGUGACUCAGAGAGCAAUAAACGGAGGAGGACCAGGUGCGAACAAUGCUGCGAACAACAACGUCAAUGCAAUUGAAACGGAUAACAACAGCAACAAUGGACAAACAACAUCAGCAGCAGCAGCAGCUAGUCUUCAUCAGCUGCUUUAUUCGAGUAACGAGGAAUAUCCGGCGACUUCGACCUCCGGAAAUCACGUUUCUUCAUCUUCCCAACAAGGAAAUGAAUUCAACGAGGAUUGUCGAUUCCAAUACGUUCUAGCAGCGGCCACUAGCAUUGCAACGAAGGUUAACGAGGAAACGCUUACUUAUUUAAACCAAGGUCAGUCGUAUGAAGUCAAAUUGAAGAAACUAGGGGAUCUAUCGGCCUAUCGUGGAAGGAUUUUGAAGGGACAUACGAACUUUCUGUUUCAGUCGACAAUUCGUAUUUGUUUUCACGAGAGGCGUCUUCAAUACACCGAGCGUGAACAAAUGCUUGCUUGGCAACGUGCUAGACCAGGUGAAAGAUUACUCGAGGUAGACGUGCCACUUAGUUAUGGUAUGGUAGACGUUUGUCAACCAUCUCCGUCCAGUAAUAGCGUUGAAUUCAUGUGGGACCCUACUAAAGAGGUUGGCGUUUAUAUCAAGGUUAAUUGUAUUAGCACAGAAUUUACACCAAAGAAACACGGUGGCGAAAAAGGUGUACCAUUUCGAAUUCAAGUUGAAACACGAUUACCAGGUGGACCCAGAUUGCAUGCCGCCUCUUGCCAAGUCAAAGUUUUUAAAUUAAAAGGAGCCGAUCGUAAACAUAAACAAGAUCGCGAUAAAAUUCUACGACGACCACCCCACGAACAGGACAAAUAUCAACCUGGUUACGAUUGUACUAUUUUAUCCGACAUUCCAUUAGAAGCCCUAACGUCAUCGUCAUCGUCGUCAAAUUUGAUAACGCAAAAUGGUACAAGUCCCUAUUCGUCGACCGAGGCAAUAUCACCACAAACUCGAGCAAGCGUAGGUGGAAAUGCAUCACCCAUUAGAGCACCCUCGGCCCUAUCAGUUUCCGCAUUCGAUGGUGUUGUCCCUUUGGUAGCAGCAACGGAUGCUGCUAAAGAAAAUGUUGGGACAACUGCACCGGCUCUUCCAUCACCAGCCAUCUUACCGGAUCAAUCUUGCAUCGUUGAAAAUGACAAUGUUGUUGGUUUUUCUAGAAAAAUUACUACCAAUUCUCCGAAACAACAACUAGAAUCUAUGAAAAUUGGAACAUCUUAUUUCACCGAAUUGGCACCUGACGCUAACACUGCUCAAACCAGUGCGUGGCUUAGGGCAAGCAGAUUCAACGCAUUCGAAUCAACCUUUGCUAAUUUCUCAGCUUCCGAUAUUCUACGACUUUCAAGAGACGAUUUAAUACAAAUUUGUGGUCUUGCCGAUGGAAUACGAUUGUUCAAUGCUUUACACUCGAAACCACCUACGCCAAAACUCACCCUUUAUUUUUCUGUGGAGGGUAAUGGUUUACUUUGGAGAGUCGCUUAUCUCGAUCAUUUAACCAGCAACGCUUUGACGAACAAAUUGAUGAAUACUUUGAGCCUACCUCAGGAUCGUUUGCAUUCCGUGCUUUUUCUCGGUCCUCAAGGAAUUCAUGUUUUGGUUACCGACGAAUUGGUUGCCAAUAUGAAGGACGAUAGCAUGUAUUUUGUGGAAACUAUCAAAGAUACAACCAGUGAUCGGUACAAAUUACUCUUGAAAUCAUCGUCACGUUGACCAUCACGUUGUUAGUAUACUUAUCGAUCUUUCAAAUUAUUAUAAGAAAGUGAUCAAAUGUGUGGGGACACAUUAUUUAAUGCUUCGAGAUUCCUCUUACUCUUCGUGCAAUAUAUAGUUUAUAUAUAUAUAUAUAUAUUUAGAUAUUUAUUGUUGUAGAAAAAAAAUGCGAAAAAGAGAAGAAUAAUUAGAGAACUUUAUAAUCGGCAAAUUUAGAUUCUACGGAAAAAAUACGGCACAAGAGGGAAUCGUCUAUCUUUCUUUCUUUAUUUUUUCUCUUAAUAAUCAUAUUAAAUGUUGCAAUUAAUAUUUCGGUGUCUUGAUAUGAAAUUCGUUCCAACAAAACCGUCAUUUUCUUUUUUUUCGUCAAAAAAUUCAGCAGUUAUC
Messenger RNA from Polistes dominula (European paper wasp), 3561 nucleotides. It is a transcript of the gene gem, whose product is annotated as transcription factor CP2 like gemini. Gene Ontology annotation, cellular component: nucleus. Gene Ontology annotation, biological process: regulation of transcription by RNA polymerase II. Lineage: Eukaryota; Metazoa; Arthropoda; Insecta; Hymenoptera; Vespidae. Gene Ontology annotation, molecular function: DNA-binding transcription activator activity, RNA polymerase II-specific; RNA polymerase II cis-regulatory region sequence-specific DNA binding. The record is from RefSeq and is a predicted model, not a curated record.